AUGUCCAAGUACCAUGGCCUGCCGGAUAUUGACACCGCGCCAGACGUGUACGAGUCAGUCACUUCGCCACGUACAGCACCCCUACACGAUACCUACUCUGACGACUCGGACGACGAGUCUGAAGGCCCCAACAAUGCCAUCGAGCGCGCUGCUUUGGACCCACACGCAGCCAAGCAGCAUUUCCGCCAAGCCGAUCCUAUUGUGCCGGAGUACACGGGCCAGGAAACAUCACUAGCACGCCUCCUACGGCUUCAGCAGGAGACUCAGGAGCUGGAGACGGCGCUGGCCGAGCGCGGCCAAGCAACGGAGCGCGCCAAUGCGGCACAGUUGCUUGCGCACUUGACAGCACUGCAAGUGCGCAUCGGCGAGAACGACGCGUCGCUCGUGCCGAUGGACAGUGCCGAGACUGCGGCGCUAAUCCGCGAACUGGAUGCGCCGUCUUCCCCCGGUGCACGCUCCGGGAAACCUGUGCGCGACGCUUUUUCUGGCUUUGACGCGCGACUUGCACAGCUGGAGCACAUGCUUGGUACACCCGACGUCGUCGAGCACAUCACACCCAUGCUCGAGACACUGCGCAGGCUCGAGUCGCAAAUGUCGCUCCUCACGCAGGCCAAGCAUAUGGACGCCAUUGUCCACCGCGCCAAACUCGCCGCGUCCGAGCUGGAACGCACCGCGGAGGUGCGCAAGCGGCUGAUGAAAGAGGAUGGCGCGAGUGCCGAGUCGCUUGCACACCUCGACGAGCUGUACGCACUGCAAUCGCGCAUUGAGCCGCUCCUUCCGCUUGCGCCAGCUUUGCUUUCGCGGCUGCAAACACUCGCGCCGCUCCACGCAUCCGCCGCCGACGCAGCGAGCACCAUGGCGUCCGUCGAGCGCGAGAGCAGCACGCAGCGCACGCAGAUUACACAAGUGCGUGAGAUGCUCAUGAAUGCUACGAAAAGUCUCGCAGAGAAUGCGGAGACGGCGCAGGGCAAUUUGCGCGCGCUCCACGAGCGGCUCGAAUCACUUGAAGCGCGUAUUUCGACGCUAUCUAUCAGUACUUCUCAGCCAUGA
This is a messenger RNA of Malassezia vespertilionis, 1050 nucleotides long. RefSeq lists its product as uncharacterized. The coding region runs from base 1 to 1050 and encodes 349 amino acids. Gene Ontology annotation, cellular component: dynactin complex; cytoplasm. Gene Ontology annotation, biological process: mitotic spindle organization. The transcript has 2 exons. The record is from RefSeq and is a predicted model, not a curated record. NCBI's taxonomy places the organism in Eukaryota, Fungi, Basidiomycota, Malasseziomycetes, Malasseziales, Malasseziaceae.